ACAUCUCCCAGCGGCCCCCGGGUGCGGACGGCCCCGCCGCUUCCCUCCGCUUCCCGCCAUGGCUCCGUUCGAACCGGCGGCGCUGCCCGAGCUGCUCCCGGUGUUUUACCGCCGGCUCUUCCCGCACGGCGCCUACGGCCGCUGGCUCGGCUACGGCGGCGUGGAGAAGAACUACUUCCAGCUGCGGGAAUUCUCCUUCACGCUGCGGGACGACGUGUACGUGCGGUUCCAGUCCUUCGGCAGCCCCCAGGAGCUGGAGCGGGAGCUGCAGAGAACCAACCCCUACAAGAUCGACAUCGGGGCCGUGUACUCGCACCGCCCCAACCAGCACAACACGGUGCACCUCGGGGCCUUCCAGCCCGUGGAGAAGGAGCUGGUGUUCGACAUCGACAUGACCGACUACGACGACGUCCGGACGUGCUGCAGCUCGGCCGACAUCUGCUCCAAGUGCUGGACGCUGAUGACCAUCGCUGUCCGCGUGAUUGACCGCGCGCUCGUGGAGGACCUGGGCAUGAAGCACCGCCUGUGGGUGUACUCGGGACGGAGAGGCGUCCACUGCUGGGUCUGUGACGACGCUGUACGCAAGUGGUCCCCAGCGCUGCGUGCGGCCGCCGUGGAGUACCUGAGCCUGGUGAAGGGCGGAGCUGAGACCGUGAAGAAGGUGAACCUCUCGGAGCCCGUGCACCCCUUCAUCAGGCGGUCGGUGAAUGUGGUGGAGCAGUACUUCGAGGCGUACGCGCUGCAGGGCCAGGACAUCCUGGGCAGCCCCGAGCGCUGGGACAAGGUGCUAGCCCUCGUCCCAGAGGAGCACCGCGAGCUGCUGCAGAGCGAGUUCCCCAAGAAGCGCGACUCGGUGCAGCGCUGGGAGCUGCUGAAGGGCCGCAUGGAGCGGACGCGGCGGGCGGCGGCCAGCGGGAAGGGCACGUCGUGCUACGCAGACUGGGAGAUCAUGCUGCAGUACUGCUUCCCACGCCUCGACAUCAACGUCAGCAAAGGCGUCGGGCACUUGCUGAAGAGCCCCUUCAGCGUCCACCCCAAAACAGGCCGCAUCUCGGUGCCGCUGGACCUGCAGAGGCUGGAUGACUUUGACCCGUUUGCAGUGCCCACCAUCAGCUCCCUGUGCCAGGAGCUGGAUGCGGCUGGCGAUGACGCGGAGCAGGAGGAGAGCGAGGAGAUGGAGACAGAGCCAAAGCGGAGGAUGCGGGACUACCGGCGGACACAGCUGGCACCCUACGUGAAGGCCUUCGAGCAGUUCCUGGAGGAGAUGGAGCGUGCGCGACGUGGGGAGCGGCUGCGGAGGAGCGACCUGCAGGGAGAUUUCUGACCCCCCCUGUCCUUGGGAGGCCACCGACAGACGGCUGCUGCUGCAGUGGGGCAGGGAGCCUGACCCACCUUCCCCCCCCUAGUUCCCUUCUCACUUCUUUUUAUGCUUUUUGUACCUUUUAUACCCAAAAACGAAUAAAGGGCAAUGCUCA
Messenger RNA from Numida meleagris (helmeted guineafowl), 1475 nucleotides. It is a transcript of the gene PRIM1, whose product is annotated as primase (DNA) subunit 1. The coding region runs from base 59 to 1324 and encodes 421 amino acids. Gene Ontology annotation, cellular component: alpha DNA polymerase:primase complex. Lineage: Eukaryota; Metazoa; Chordata; Aves; Galliformes; Numididae. The transcript has 13 exons. Gene Ontology annotation, biological process: DNA replication, synthesis of primer. The record is from RefSeq and is a predicted model, not a curated record.